UAUCCUCUGCUGCGCGCGUCCCCAAACCCUCCAGAUGAAGCUGCAGAGCAAAACCGCUCUAGUCCAGGUUUUCAUUUCUAUCUGUUUGGCAAAUAUGAGUUGAAUACUAGACAGCAGCUGAUCCGCCGGUAAGGGACGCUGCCCUGCAGGCUGCUCCUCACUCCUCCGCCUCUUUUCCACUCUGGCCGCUCCUUUACUCCUUCCCUCUGCACACCGAGAUGUGAUGUUCAGCGCUGCCAAAGGAGCAGAGGGCUUUCGCCGGCAUUUGGACUACCUCAUUUUUAUUAAUUUUUUAUUGGUCGCUUCAAAUGUGAAGCAUUAUGACCGAAGAAUCGCGAUCAGAAUGCGUUUCAUUUAAGGACACUUUUAUAAAUAACCAGGAGAAACGCGGAACUUGAUCGGUGCGUUUUUUUUUUUUUUGCGUUUCAUGCGCCCUGAGAGAUUCUAACUAAAUAGUGAAGAAAGGUGCAUGAGUUAACGGGAGGAAGAGGGGGGGUGGUGGGGAUGUGGGAUGAGGUGAGAGGAAAAAGAGUGAUCACCUUCCGAGGAUAAAAGGGAAAGAAAAAAAAAUCCGGAGGGCGAAAAUGCAGUUUGAGACAUUGCGUCAGUUCUGUAGCUCGGUUUUAUCACAUUUCAACGGGGCUUUCUCUGCACCUCAGAACAUCCUCCAAGCGGAGCUUUUCGAGCAGGCGUUGGGCAGCAUCGGGAAAAGAAGCCCAUCUGCAUCCAGGGAUCCAAACCAAAAAUACGACCAAAGGGAGGGGGGCGACCACCCACAGUAUGCACCCACAGACGGCAGUAUGCCCAGAUCACCGUCAGACUAUGGCGAUGGGGACCCACGGCGGGUUCCGCAGGGCCCACACAUAUUCCCAGAUGUCAAUGCGAUGCGAAUGGGCUACAGGGACCGUCGGGGUCCUGGCCGUUGGCAUUCCCAGGAAUAUCCACUUGACCAAGAGCUAGAUGGACCGCCGAGUGACUUUGACCUCCAGCGUCAGCGUCAGGAGGAGUUUCAAGCGCGGUAUCGCAGUGAUCCAAACCUGGCACGCUAUCCUGUAAAGCCUCAACCUUACGAAGAGCAAAUGAGAAUGCACGCUGAAGUGGGGCGGCUGAGGCAUGAACGUCGCCAUAGUGAUGUCUCCUUAGCCUACACAGAACAGGAUGACCCUGGCCCUAUUAGAUUGUCUCGUCAGCAUCUCACCGAGCGCAGGCCGCCUAUGGUAGGACAGCGCUCGUACUCUGUUGAUCGGUCUUCCCCAGGACCCAUUGGUCCUGGCUUUGGAAGUCACAGAAACUCCAACCGCAGCCCCCCAACGCCACAUCGGAGUCCUGUGCUUGGUGAUCGAUCAGGGGGGCUGCGAAGAGGAGACUUAGGGGAUCCUAUGAUGAGGCAGCAACACCAUUUGGACCCCAAUUCAGCUGUCCGCAAGACCAAGAGGGAGAAGAUGGAGAGUAUGCUAAGGAACGACUCUCUUAGCUCAGACCAGUCAGAGUCAGUGAGGCCCCCGCCCCCGAAGCCCCAUAAAACCAAAAGGGGGGGAAAGAUGAGGCAGGUAUCACUGAGCAGCUCAGAGGAGGAGCUGGCCACAACGCCGGAGUACACGAGCUGUGAGGAUGUGGAGAUUGAGAGUGAGUCAGUCAGUGAAAAAGGGGAGAGUCAAAGGGGAAAAAGAAAAACUAUUGAGCAGGCAUUUAUAUCCGAGCCGACACACACCUUAUCUGAGAGGCAAAAGAAAAUGGUGCGCUUUGGGGGACACUCAUUUGAAGAGGACUUGGCGUGGUGUGAACCACAGGUUAAAGACUCGGGAGUUGAUACGUGCAGUAGCACUACCCUAAACGAGGAGCAUAGCCAUAGUGAGAAGCACCCAGUGACAUGGCAGCCAUCCAAAGACGGAGAUCGCCUUAUUGGUCGUAUUUUGCUCAACAAACGUAUGAAAGAUGGAAGCGUGCCUCGAGACUCAGGAGCUCUACUUGGUCUAAAAGUAGUUGGAGGCAAGAUGACAGAAUCUGGGAGGCUUUGUGCUUUUAUCACUAAAGUCAGGAAAGGAAGUCUUGCGGACACAGUUGGACACCUCAGGCCGGGUGACCAGGUUCUGGAGUGGAACGGCCGGAUUUUACAAGGAGCUACAUUCAAAGAAGUUUACAAUAUCAUAUUAGAAUCCAAGCCUGAGCCUCAGGUAGAGCUGGUGGUCUCACGGCCCAUAGGAGAUGUUCCAAGGAUACCUGACAGCACACAUGCACAAUUGGAAUCAAGUUCAAGCUCUUUUGAGUCUCAAAAGAUGGAUCGGCCCUCAAUCUCUGUCACAUCCCCGAUGAGUCCCAGUUUGCUGCGGGACGCCCCACAGUACCUGUCAGGACAGCUCUCAAGCCAAAGCCUUAGUAGAAGAACAACGCCUUUUACCCCUAGGGUCCAGGUCAAACUCUGGUAUGACAAAGUGGGUCAUCAGCUUAUUGUAACUAUUCUGGGUGCCAAAGACUUGCCACCAAGGGAAGAUGGCCGUCCCAGGAACCCUUAUGUCAAAAUCUACUUCCUGCCUGACAGAAGUCUGAAUUAUUGUUCCUCCAGUGAUAAAAGCAAGAGGAGAACAAAAACAGUAAAGAAAUCCUUAGAGCCCAAAUGGAAUCAGACCUUUAUGUAUUCGCCGGUCCACCGGCGGGAGUUCCGCGAGCGAAUGCUGGAGAUCACGCUGUGGGACCAGGCCCGGGUCAGGGAAGAGGAGAGUGAAUUCUUGGGAGAGAUCCUCAUCGAGUUGGAGACGGCUCUCUUGGACGACGAACCUCACUGGUACAAGUUGCAAACACACGACGUGUCAUCCAUGCCACUGCCACGUGCCUCCCCAAAUUCACAACGCAGGCAGCUCCACAGCGAGAGCCCAACGCGGCGGCUGCAGACCAAAGGCUCAUAUUCGUAUGACUCAGGAUCCCAGCGGAUAAGUGACAGCGAGAUAUCAGACUAUGAUUGUGAGGAUGGAGUAGGAGUUAUAACAGAUUAUCGGCCAAACGGCAGAGACUUCCGGAGCUCCACGCUGUCUGUCCCGGAGCAGAUCAUGUCGUCUAACCACUGCUCUCGAUCGGCUGACAUAAACCGGGCUCGGUCGCGCUCUCCUAGUGUUCCACCAACCUCCAGCCGCAACCAUGGUGUGUACCCAAUCUGCAGAGAGGAAGCAGUCAGGUUACUGCGUUCCACUCGGAUGACCCGUGCCCAUUCAGAGGGCACCUACUCCUCCAACUUUGACUAUGAGAGGAACCACGGAUCCAUGGAUAGACACGAGUUUCACAGCAGGUCCCGCUCUGCCGACCAGCGACCCACUAUAGAACGCCUCUCAUCCCGCUCUCGCUCUUCUGAACGCCCCCACGACUCUUCCCUCAUGAGGUCGAUGCCAUCUCUGCCAUCUGGGAGGUCCGCACCCCCCUCCCCUGCCAUGACGAGGGCACAUCCUCGCAGUGGAUCUGUCCAGACCAGUCCCACCAGUACUCCCAGUAGACGAGGGCGACAACUCCCACAGCUUCCACCCACAGGCACAGAUAGAAAAGACACGGGCUCACCCAGUUGGACGAACUCAGGUAUGGACAUGGAGCAGAAGACCAGAAACAUGAAAUUAAAGUUGAACAAGUACAAGCAGGGAGCCAGCUCCGACUCCAGACUUGAACAAGACUACCCCAAGCGCUCAGGCAGAGACCCACGGGCCGCUGACAACCUGUCAGCCAGGUCAUCGGACAGCGAUGUAAGCGACGUGUCCGCUGUAUCGAGAACCAGCAGUGCCUCUCGGUUCAGCAGCACGAGCUACAUUUCUGUCCAAUCAGAAAGACCGCAAGGAAACCGCAAGAUCCGCCAGUUGCAGUCCAGAAGGCAUUCAUGGGAAGUAGAUAAUCAGUUAGGGGAGGUGCAGGAGGAGGAUGAGGCUGGAGACAGGGGGAGAGAGAGUUGUAAAGAGGAGAGGAUGCAGGGUGGGAGCAAAGAGUCAGGGAGAAAGAUAGAGAGAGACAUGGAGCAGCAGGAGGAUUUGAUGGAUAAAGAAGAGGAACUGCACCAAAGGAGUGCCUCAGAGACUAACCUCAGGCAGAUGGGCACUUCCGGUGGGGUGAACAUGACCAAGAGCACAAGCAUCAGCGGUGACAUGUGUAACCUGGAGAAGACGGACGGCAGUCAGUCGGACACGGCGGCGGGCACGGUAGGCACUGACGACAAGAAGAGGCGCUCCAGCAUUGGUGCCAAAAUGCAGGCCAUGGUUGGCAUGUCGCGCAAGAGCCGGAGCACCUCACAGCUCAGCCAAACAGAAGCAGGAGGCAAGAAGUUGCGCAGCACGGUCCAAAGGAGUACAGAGACGGGCCUGGCGGUGGAGAUGAGGAGCAGGAUGACUCGACAGGCCAGUCGGGAGUCCACUGAUGGGAGCAUGAACAGCUACAGCUCAGAGGGAAACCUCAUCUUCCCCGGUGUGAGGCUUUCCUCGGACGCUCAGUUCAGUGACUUCCUGGAUGGUCUGGGACCUGCCCAGCUGGUUGGACGUCAGACUUUGGCUACUCCACCAAUGGGCGACAUCCAAAUAGGCAUGGUGGAGAAAAAAGGAGCCCUGGAGGUCGAGGUCAUCAGAGCUCGUGGCCUUGUGGGCAAACCAGGAUCUAAGGCACUGCCAGCACCAUACGUAAAGGUCUACCUUUUGGAAAACGGAGCCUGCAUAGCCAAAAAGAAAACUAAAGUAGCAAGAAAAACGCUGGAUCCUCUCUACCAGCAGCAACUGCCGUUUGAGGAGAGUCCAGGAGGAAAAGUUUUACAGGUCAUUGUCUGGGGCGACUAUGGACGUAUGGACCAUAAAUCCUUCAUGGGAGCAGUCCAGAUCCUGUUAGACGACCUGGACCUGUCCAACAUGGUGAUUGGCUGGUACAAGCUCUUCCCUCCUUCCUCACUAGUGGACCCUACUCUGGCCCCACUGACAAGAAGAGCUUCCCAAUCCUCACUGGACAGUUUCUCUCGAUCAUAGCAGCGUGUGGACUAAUAGCGUUGUUGUAGCAGCCAGUGUUGCGAUUACAGGUCACGAGCCCCGGUUACACUGCAUGCUUGAUGUUGUGUCUUCUGAGCCUGUUUCUAGGGGCGCGAACGUGAUCCUGUGUUUUAAGCAAAAACGUUGCGCACAUUGUGCACGUGGCAAAGUGUGUUGCAAGCACCCAGCGGCAGGGAUUGCCAGGUGUUGUUGUCAUUCGGAAGAGGCCGGGAUGAACUCCUUAGCACGAGGAACUUCUCAGUUCCAGGUUUUCUUCCAAUUUGAAGCCAUGGGGGCCGACACUGGGUACUAAUAAAUGAGUUCAACAGUGGCCCCUUUAGAAUGAAAAAAAAAAAUCAAUGAGUUGUUUUGAUUUUUUUUCUCUUUUCCGUUUCCUUUUUUCUUUUGUUUCUUUAAAUGUCUGCGGUACUUUUAUCUGAAUGGGGUGACGGUGUUCCCGAACACAUGCUUGGUCACACCAUGCCAACAAACGUAGCUAACAUGCAGUUGAGGAGACCAACAUUUUCCAAAGGGGGUGUGUUCGUGUGUCCUCCUACCUGCAAGAGAAAUGCAUUGCAUCCUCUUGGUCUAUGUGCUGACCCGCUGUUGCUGGUAAACCACCAGAUAAUCAGGGGCAAAACUGAAGUGGCCUCCAACAACACCCCAAAAUAAACUGCAUCAAUCCCAACCCCAUAAAAAGUACUAUGGUAUUUUUCACUUCCUUUCUCUGCUGAAAAUCCUAUAAGAAUCCAAUUCUGAUAUUAUUUUCCCUUUCAGUUGAUUUGCAUGGGCACAAACUUAGCUGAAUAAUAAUAAAAAAGAAUUCUAUUUAUUUUUUGAGGCUGUAACUUGCAAAAAAAAAUGAAUAAAACUAAAAACAGAUCAGCCAUUUUCAACAAUUUAUAUUAUUUUUCAAGAAGAGUUUCACUAGUGCAUGGUUUUCAAAGGGAGUGAAUGCAACAUUGUGACAAAAAAAGACAGUUUAUCAUUCUUUUUAACCAUGAGUCAUAAGUCUGUGUUUUUAAAACAAUCAGAUUAAGGGAACUUUAAAAAAAUAUAUAUGUUUGGAGUUAUUUAAGAAAAAAAUGACAAUGAGAAUAAAUGUUAGAUAUUUAUUUCAUUGUAAAAGGCUAAAGCCUUAGAAAGAUUAAUGUAAUGUGCAAAUUGUACAUUUCUCUUUUUCUUCCUUGUCCCAGGGUACUUCUCUUUGUGGUAUUCGCUGCUACCAUCAGUUAGUCCCCUGAAACUGUCCAAAUUUAAGGACUCUUAGUUACUUUACACUUCUGCAUUGUUUUAAUGCGCAUUUUUGUUUCGAACUGAAUUUGAUUUUACAAGCAUGUUGAAAAGGAUUUUCUGCAACAUGUCUUGGGCACACCUUACAGUAACUCAGCAUGUUUUUGAUAACGAUGAUAUUUGGACUUUUUGCAGAUUCUUGUACAGUGCAUGUGAAUUUUAUUACUUUUCUCCCUCACGAUUAAUUGAGCAGUGAAUAAGUUGUUGGUCUUCCACGGCCAGGUAUAGAAGUUUGAUUACAGAGGAUUAAAAAAAUACAUUCCACCCCCCCUGAAAUCGUAUUUUCUUUCAAAUUUCUGAGGGAAAAUAGAAAAGAAGAACGAGAAAAAAAAAAAGUUUUAUAUUUUAUCAAAGCAGGCAAAAUAAAUGUGAUUUCAAAGUAUAUUUAUUUUGAUGCUGUUGACAAACAAACAUGCAAAAAUGAUCCUUUUCUGGUGCACCAAGACAUCUGUACGUAAUCAAGGGGCAGCAACCAUGCAAGAGCUGCAGGAAGCUGUGGUUCAGUUUUACAAGCACUCUUAGGUGAGGAUGAGCAAAUCACAAUUUUAAAAGAAAAAUAAGGGACAUUGCCACAGAAAAUUUGUUUUUUUUUUCUUCUUUUUUUGAAUGAAAAUGAAAUUAAUUUACUAUAUUUUUGUUAGUUUUACUUUGAAGCCAAGACCAAUUUAUUUUUUAUUUUCUAUUUUUAGUAACUUACAAAUACUUCCCAUGUUUUGGGAGGUAUACAAGUCUUACAGUUGCAGUAUGUCUGAAUGAAAUGGAACCGAGGCAUUGUUCCUUUUUCCACAUGAGGAAAAACAUCAUUUUAAUAAAAUAAUAAAAAUCCACCUCAACUGUGUAACAGAAUACAGAAUAUAUUUUCAAUUUAAAGCUCACUGUACAUACCUUUAGAUGUCAGAAUCUGAAUUAAACAAUAAGCAGAUCAUAUAUUCUCCUUUGGAGCAGGGAAAAUGCCUCAGGAUGAAAAAGACAUAUGUUAUUUAUCCUUUUGAAUGCCUUUUUGAUUUUCUCUUUUUGGUGCAAUGUGUUAAUGCCAAGGCUAUGUCUUGGCGAAGUAUGGUUGAGUACAGAGAUUUAUGUAAGUUAUUUUUCAAAUUAAAAAUAAAAGAAAUUGAUAUUACAUUGAUA
Messenger RNA from Cyprinodon tularosa, 7397 nucleotides. RefSeq names its product regulating synaptic membrane exocytosis 2a (gene rims2a). The transcript is spliced from 28 exons. The coding region runs from base 585 to 4976 and encodes 1463 amino acids. Gene Ontology annotation, biological process: positive regulation of synaptic transmission; calcium ion-regulated exocytosis of neurotransmitter; regulation of membrane potential. The record is from RefSeq and is a predicted model, not a curated record. Gene Ontology annotation, cellular component: presynaptic membrane; cytoskeleton of presynaptic active zone. Gene Ontology annotation, molecular function: transmembrane transporter binding; small GTPase binding. NCBI's taxonomy places the organism in Eukaryota, Metazoa, Chordata, Actinopteri, Cyprinodontiformes, Cyprinodontidae.